AUGUUUCGACGAGUCGUGAGGAGUCACACGAAGCUCGGGGUGGCGGUAGUGCUUAGUACUCCUAUACUCUCAUUGCAGUCAAAUGCAUAUGCAGAGCAGCGAGUACAUGCGAGAGGUGAAGCGCUGGGACGAGGAGUGCGUCUUGAGCUCUGGAAGGCUCAGCAUGAAAAUGUAACUGUACUGGACCUUGAGAAGAAGAGGCCGAGGAAACCUAUCGAAACACUGAUGCUGUCAUUUAUGGUUAUGAUGUCAUCAUGUGUACAGGUGCAAAAGUUUAUUCACGAUGCAAACGGGGUGCUGCGUUCAACGUUAGACUUGGCGCUCACAGAGCUUCCGAUAAACGAAGAGGCUGUUGUGACGACGCAGCGCGGAUAUAAAAUUGAGGGUCUUACGUUUGAGGACGACGUGAAGGUGUGCGGCAUCAGUGUUGCCGUGAAACCGGAGACGCAGAAAGGUUUGGCACAGGUUCUACGCACGUCUCUUCCGUACGUGGCCAAGCUCGGCGAGAUUUUGGUGCAGGAGGUUGCCAAGGGCGGCAACAAGGUUGUAAGCACAAUUCUUCCAGAGGAUCUUGACGGCCACGAAGUGCUACUUCUUUUGCCGGUUUUCACUUCGAUCGCCCAGAUUGACAAAAUUGUUCAUCUUUUGAUGCAUCAAGGUGUCACGGAAGAAAAGAUUACACUCGUGACUCUUGUUACUUGCCCAGAAGCUGCUGAUGGGUUCUGCAAGGCAUUCGGCGACGCUCGGCUAGUAACCGCUUCCUUUGACUUGAAACUGAACAAUGAAGGUCACAUUGUUCCAGGCAUUGGUUCCUUUGAAGAUCGUUAUUUGGGCAUUCCAAGUGUUGAUGUAGAGCUUGUAGACGAUCCUGUCUCAAACGAAGGUGACAACGAGAGCGCUUUGAAGGCCAAACUUACACAUAAAUUGAUAUCGUGGAUACAAAAGGACUGA
Molecule: messenger RNA, 951 nt
Organism: Peronospora belbahrii
Lineage: Eukaryota; Oomycota; Peronosporomycetes; Peronosporales; Peronosporaceae
Source: the annotation of a GenBank genome assembly